This is a messenger RNA of Saccharomycopsis crataegensis, 2709 nucleotides long. Its product is annotated as magnesium transporter CorA family protein. Gene Ontology annotation, cellular component: fungal-type vacuole membrane. Lineage: Eukaryota; Fungi; Ascomycota; Saccharomycetes; Ascoideales; Saccharomycopsidaceae. Gene Ontology annotation, biological process: intracellular magnesium ion homeostasis; magnesium ion transmembrane transport. The coding region runs from base 1 to 2709 and encodes 902 amino acids. The record is from RefSeq and is a predicted model, not a curated record. The transcript has a single exon. Gene Ontology annotation, molecular function: magnesium ion transmembrane transporter activity.
AUGACAUCACCAAAGAGCCAGUCGCAAGCAUUUUUGAUUCCCAGCAAGCACCACCAUCAUAAUCGAAACGGUGAAGAAUUGUAUAAUGAGCAACACGAGGAUAAUUCUAGAAGAAGAAGAGGAAAAGAGAAAGGAGGAAAACCAUCGAAAUCCCGUGAGUUCAAAAAUACCCCAUAUGAAAGAGACCAGCUACUUCCAUCACACGACACCACUAGCCGUGAUUUUGCCAAUGGAAGAUUCAGCCUACCAAAUCAAUAUGGUGCAGUAAGCAACUCAGUGAACCAAAGAAAUGGUGUCUCGGGUAAUAGUGGUGCUGGAAACGUCUUUAGAAAAAGAUUUAGUUUUACCAGUAACCAACAGACAUCAUCGUUGUUGGACGGGCUACGUUUCCAUUCGGACCCAGAGAAUCUCCUGGAUAGUAAUUUCGAGUUUGAUGAUUCGCAUCCAAGUUCCUCAGAUAACGAUUCAGACGAUUCUUCUCUUGACGACGUUUGCUUGCCAUUGAAUGCUGAUUCGUCCUCGACCACCAAAAAUUGGCCAGAUUUGCAAGUGUUGCAAGAUUUUUAUGAAGAAGAGAUGCGGGAAAAUUUGGCAAUUGCUGAGGCCAACAAACACAAUGUCCUGUUUGCCACAGGAGAAGCUGAUAUUGAUUACUCGACAGUGGAUGAUGAGGAGCAUUCUUUGAAGGCGGUAGGCUUCCAAUACCCUUUAAUCAGUAAAAUUGAUAAUCCUUCAUCUAUGGCCGUCCCGUCACUAGCUACCAGGAAAAUUAACGAAACGGAAGCCAUCCAGGGAAGGCUCAGACCUCCAAGAUUCAGUCCUUGGGAUAAAUCUACCAGACAGAAUUUGAAAAACUAUUUACAUAAUCAUGAUCUUGAAAAUGCUGCGAAGUAUCUGAAAAAUAAUGGUGCAAAUAUCAAUGACAAUGGAAUUGGACCAGGAACAGUCAUUGGGGAAAAGAAAUUCCAGCAAUUUAGAUACACAUACUUCCGUCCAAAUUUAGAUUCCACAAUCCAUUCUCCUUCGAUUUCAGGACUUUUGCAAGACGGUCAAAAUUUUGGAGACUUGUUUGUGGUGUCACAGUAUCAAAAGGCAAAAUUGCCUCCUCCAAUCCUAAAAGAAAACCUCAAUGCUCCACUUAACAAUGCCAAACAAGCGAGAUUAAAAAUCCCACCACAUGCAGCUGGCACAGCCCAUAAUAAUAUCGCUAAUUUUGACGAUAGCGCUGACAGUCAUAAAGAAGGCACGGCCACCCCAAAGAGUAUUGGUAAUAAUAAUGGGGUAGGACUAGCCACCCCAAUGAUGUCCGCCACUAAUAGCACUACCGUGGAGCCCGAGGACCCUAUUCCCUUUUGGUUGGAUGUUUUAGAUCCAACAGAAGAAGAAAUUAAGGUAUUAAGUAAAGCCUUUGGAAUCCAUCCGUUGACCACGGAAGAUAUAUUCUUGAAUGAGGUGCGUGAAAAGGUGGAAUUAUUCAAGGACUAUUAUUUUGUAUGUUUCAGAUCAUUUGAUAUUGUUCAAGAACGGUUGAAACGUAGGGCACUCAAUGAGAAGUUAUCAAACUUAGAAAGUUUGAAUCUUGAGGAAAUUCAUAGCUCACAUUCUGCUGAUGCUUCAAAGCUUUCGAAUUUGAAAAAAGCCAUUGGUAAAGUAUUUGGUUCCCGUGGCUUAGGCAAUAAUGAUUAUGAAACACGUAGCCAUCAUGAUGAUUAUGAGUCGUUAGAAGCAGGUCCAGAAAUCGGAGGAAAAAAUAUGACAAAAAAACAGAAGGAACUGACCAUCACUAACUUGAAACAACAAAUCAAAAGGCAGAAGAGUAAAUAUAGAGAACUUGAACCUUUGAAUUUUUAUAUUAUAGUUUUCCAUGAGGGAGUUAUCACGUUCCAUUUUUCCCCAACCCCACAUCCUGUCACUGUCAGAAGAAGAGCCAGAUUAUUAAAAGAUUACUUGACAGUUUCAUCCGAUUGGAUUGCAUAUGCUUUGAUUGAUGAUAUUACCGAUGCUUUUGGUCCAAUGAUUGAAACCAUUGAAGAAGAAGUGUACGCUUUUGAAGAUGCAAUACUAAAACUUCAUUCAGGUGAAAGUGAUUCAGAAGAUUCGGAUGAUGAAGGGUUGAAUGAUAAUUUGUCGUUGUAUAAUUCAGAAACAAAAACCAUCACGUCUAGUAUUGUGACCACCACCUCUACCAGUUCUUAUUUGUCCACAUCUUCUGCUGAAUGGCAAAGGAAAGGUGAUAUGUUGAGAAGAAUCGGGGAAUCUCGAAAAAGAAUCAUGUCAUUACUCCGUUUGUUGGGGUCCAAAGCGGAUGUCAUUAAGGGGCUUGCUAAGAGAUGUAAUGAGAACUUUGAUGCUGCCCCAAGAUCGGAAAUUGGGAUGUACUUGGGAGAUAUUCAGGAUCAUAUCAUUACCAUGGUUCAAUCAUUGAAUCAUUAUGAGAAAUUGUUAGCCCGAUCACAUUCCAACUACUUGGCACAAAUCAAUAUCGAUAUGACCAAAGUGAAUAAUGAUAUGAAUGAUGUUUUGGGAAAGAUUUCGAUUUUGGGGACUUUGGUGUUGCCAAUGAAUGUGAUUACUGGUCUCUGGGGGAUGAAUGUGAUUGUUCCAGGACAGGAUCAAGAAGGUUUGACUUGGUUUCUUGGUAUUUUGAUUUCAAUGAUUUGUAUUGCUGCGGCGACGUAUUUCAUUACAGUGAAGAUAUAUAAUUUUUAA